Messenger RNA from Stegodyphus dumicola, 1623 nucleotides. RefSeq names its product cell adhesion molecule Dscam1-like. Gene Ontology annotation, cellular component: axon; plasma membrane. Lineage: Eukaryota; Metazoa; Arthropoda; Arachnida; Araneae; Eresidae. The record is from RefSeq and is a predicted model, not a curated record. Gene Ontology annotation, molecular function: cell-cell adhesion mediator activity. Gene Ontology annotation, biological process: dendrite self-avoidance; axon guidance; homophilic cell-cell adhesion.
AUGUCUAUAUUUCCUAUAGAUCCAGUGAAUAACCAAUUGCCAAGAGUUAUCCAAGAACCUUCUGUGUGGGAAGUAUGGGAGGGCAAGGCCGCUCGUCUUCCAUGUGUAGCCCAUGGCCAUCCACCUCCGCAAUACUAUUGGUUCAGAGAUAAUGGAGGACAGCUUACCUACAUUGAUAAUCACCGGAAAUCAAACAUAGUGGACGGAACUCUAAUUAUCCAUAAGGUGACAGCCGCUGACAGUGGAAAAUAUGUAUGUUUCGCUAAUAACAGUGUGGGAGAAGAUAAAGUGGACAGACUUCUGAGAAUACGAGUGCCUUUAAAAGUAGAAGUAGUGACAACAAAAAGAGUGGUACGAUCAGGAGAAGAGGUCUCCCUUAACUGCAGCAUGUCCACGGCGCCUAAAUCAGUGGUCUGGGUUAAAGACCAAAGAAGAAUUGUGCCUGACCACAGAAUACGAAGGAUAAGUGCAACACAUUUAAAAAUAUUAGUCUUUCAAAGAGAAGAUAGUGGAAUAUAUCAGUGUUACGUCUACAAUGAUUGGGAAUCUGCACAAGCACACGUACAAUUGGACCUCAAAGAGGAAAUGCCUACCUUCAUAAGGAUUUUUCCCGAUCAAAUCCAUAUGCCGGGACAAAUAGUAUCACUCCACUGCUCAGCUAGUGGCUCACCCCUCCCUCAGAUUUCUUGGUUUCUGGAUGGCGAACAGUUAUCUGAAUCCCGACGUGUGAAGACUGGUGAUUAUGUUCCCAUGGAUGGUUCCGUUGUCAGCUACGUAAAUAUCACAGAUUUAGCAGUAUCUGAUGGAGGUCUUUAUGGAUGCGAAGCCCAAAAUGAUGUCGGAAUGGUCAGCCAUUCAGCUAGAAUCGAUGUUUUCGGACCUCCAUACAUCAGACCAAUGGGAAACCUUACAGUUGUAGCUGGCACUACAGUUACCAUUCGAUGCCCUGUUUCAGGGUACCCUAUCGAUAGGACGUAUGUGGAGAAAAGUGGAAGCAAGCUACCGUACGGUGAUCGUCAGUCCGUUGACCAGAGAGGAACAGUACGCAUUCAUAGUGUCAGGAAAGAGGAUGAAGGAAUUUAUAAAUGCGUUGCUACGAAUGGUAGAGGAGAAAAAGCAGAAAGGCCUCUUGUUCUGAAAGUUGUGACCGCUCCUCUUAUCAGCCCUUUCAGCUUUUCUGAUAGUCUCGAAGAAGGGAUGAGGAGUUCGAUUAUCUGUUCUGUAAUAGCCGGCGAUCCUCCUAUAUCACUUACUUGGUAUCGAAACGGUCGUCUACUGAAAGAAACCUCCCCCGACAUCCAAAUUGUACCCAUCACUGACUUCGUUUCCUCCCUCAUCAUUAAUCAUGUUUCGAGGCAUCACAGUGGAAACUACACGUGUUUUGCUUCGAACAGCGCUGCUGCCACCAAUUAUACAGCUACCAUGGUUGUGAAAGCACCUCCGGUAUGGGUGAUUAAACCAAGCGAUCAAUCAGCUUUAGAAGGAAUGUCGGUAACCUUCGAUUGUCAAGCGGAGGGUCAGCCGAGGCCGGUGGUCAGGUGGAAAUUCGGCAAAGACAUCAACAGUAGUUCUGCUGAUUCUCAUCUUGAGGACCUGCCCAUUUUUCACCAAACUGUUCUUUGA